Molecule: messenger RNA, 4130 nt
Organism: Limulus polyphemus (Atlantic horseshoe crab)
Lineage: Eukaryota; Metazoa; Arthropoda; Merostomata; Xiphosura; Limulidae
Gene: Ced-12
Product: engulfment and cell motility protein 1-like
Exons: 1
Coding region: 512-2659 (715 amino acids)
Biological process (GO): cell motility; actin filament organization
Cellular component (GO): plasma membrane
Source: RefSeq, a predicted model, not a curated record
UGUUGUUGAGAUGUUUUCGGGUAAGUUUUAGGCCUAAGCGUGUAUGAUUAGCGAAAGCAAAUUGUUGCUGUCUUUUUAUAUUAUGUGUUUAUUUGUUUCAAACUGUUGUCAUUAACUUGUUAAAGGUUUUUAUUCUAAGAGUAAAAAACGCACAGUCUCUUGCACGUAUAAGUGUUGUUCCGAAGAAUAACCACGACCUUUUGAACUUGUGCCGUUGUGGCCCUCUUGGUUUAUUGAGUUAUUCAAUUAUUGAAAUUUUGAUGUUUGAACAUAUGUACGAAGAACUUAUCGUAGACAUAACUUUGAUUCAGUUUGAGGUUUAAUCUUGGCCAAAAUGAAAAGGAAGUUUAAUAUCUCUCUUUUAUAACUAUAUACAUAUAUAUAUCUUUUCAAUAGGGUAUUGUUGAAAGGUGUGCUAUUUGAUGUGACAUUAUAUUUGAAGCAAAUAAAUUGAUUUGUUUGGACGUCAAAUUUUAAUAUUAAAAAUCAUUCAUAAUUGUAAUAAUAAAAAAUGCCAGUUAUCAAGGAUGCACACAUUGUUAAAAUUGCCGUGCAGAUGGAGUUUCAAGUUCCUCAGCUGCUUGAAUUUAAUCAGAAGCGGCCACUUACUGCUAUUAUUCAAGAAAUAUGUAACACUUGGAGUUUGUCGGAACCAGAGCAGUAUGCAUUACAAUUUGAAGAAAAUGCACAAAAUUAUAUAACAGAAAAAAACAGAAAUGAAAUAAAAAAUGGCAGUGUUUUACAACUAACAGCUUCUCCAAUGAAAACUGCUCAAGAAAUUCUCGAGAAGUUAAAUUAUGGAACUUUGGAUGAAAAGAAAAUAGCACUUGGAAAGCUUUUAAAACUCUCCAAAGAUUACACCUUUGCACUUGAAUUCAUUAACAAACAAGGAAACCAGUUGUUAAUUAGCAUGGUCGAAAGUGGUUCAUAUACAGGAACACAUUUAGCAUUGACUCUUCAAUCAUUUGAAGAGCUUAUGGAUCAUGGAAUAGUUUCCUGGGAUAUAUUGGAGCCAAAGUUUAUUGGAAAAGUUGCAAAUCAAGUAAACAGUCCAACUUCAGCUAGCUUUCCUCAGAUCCUUCAGGCAUCUCUCGCUAUUCUUGAGGCUCUUGUAAAUAAUUCUGGCAAGUAUCAGUUGGUAGAGCAGGAAGUAACAUUAUCCAAUCUCAUCAUUCACCUUCAAUCUACAAAUCCUGAAAUAAAGCAGAAUGUCAUUGCACUUAUCAAUGCCCUUUUUAUGAAAGCUGAUGGAACAAAGAGAAAACAAAUAGCUGAAACCAUGUCAUCUCGUAAAGUUAGAAGCAUCAUUACAGGUACGAUUCAGGUACAGCAUUGUGGAGCAGAAAUGGCUCAUCAACUCUAUGUUCUUCAGACUUUGCUGUUUAAUAUGCUAGAGGAGAGAAUGUUGACAAAAAUUGACCCUCAAGACCCUGAUGCAAGAGAUAAAAUCCUAGAUUUAAGAAAACUUGCAUUUGAACCUGAUACUGAUCCAAGUAAUCCUCCAAAUCGUAAGGGAGGUGGCUACUCUAAAGAUUACAAAAAGCUUGGAUUUAAAAACAAUGUCAAUCCAGCUGAAGAUUUUACAGAAACACCUCCUGGUUUCUUAGCUUUAGACAAUAUGAUUUAUUUUGCUCGAAACCAGACAGAAAAUUACACUAAAGUAGUGUUGGAAAGUUCCUGCAGAGCAGAUGAGCAUGAAUGCCCUUUUGCACGAAGUAGUAUUGAACUCACAAAGCUUUUGUGUGAGGUUUUGAAAAUAGGUGAGCCUCCCUCUGAACAAGGAAAAACUUUUUACCCAAUGUUCUGCACUUGUGAUCAUCCCUUUGAAGAAUUUUUCUGUAUCUGUAUUACUUUAUUGAAUAAGACUUGGAAGGAGAUGCGAGCCACCGUUGCUGACUUCGUACAAGUUUUGAGUGUUGUAAAAGAACAGAUUACUCAAGCAUUAAACACUGAUCCUACACCGACAACAUUAGAUAAGUUUAGGAACAAAUUGGCAUUGUUGCCAUAUAGUGAAAUUAUGAACCUCUGGCAACAAGAUCGUGCAAACAAGGAAGAGUGGGAGUCUCAGGCUAAGCCUAUUGUUGAACUUCGUGAACAGAUCACUCCAGAAAUCAUGGAUCUGAUUCAGCAGCAACGCUUGCAAUAUUUAUGUGAAGGUACAAUGUUUACCAAAUAUUCAAGUAAAGGACAGCGUGUGAAGGACAAGUUUUGGUACUGUCGUUUGAGUCCAAACCAUAAGUUAUUUCAUUAUGGGAAUUGUGAGGAAAACACAAUACCAUCAAUAGAUGAACUUGCACACAAGUUGCCAGUGGUAGAGAUUAAAGCUUUGGUAACAGGAAAAGAUUGUGCUCACAUGAAAGAUGUCAAAAAGAACAAGUCAACUGUUUCUCUUGCCUUCUCACUGAUUCCAGAUUCUGACCAGGAACCACUAAACUUUGUAGCACCUAAUGAAAAAGUUUUUGACUAUUGGACUGAUGGGAUCAAUGCUUUAUUAGGUAAUCAAAUGUCUAGCAAGGAGAUGAAAAAUGACUUGGAAAUUCUUCUUAGUAUGGACAUCAAACUGCGUUUGCUGGACACAGAAGGUGUUACCAUUCCUGAAAAUCCCCCUCCCAUUCCAAAAGAUCCACCAAACUAUGAUUUUUGCUAUGAGUUUAAGUAAUUUUAAUUGUAAAUGUAGCUAUAGCAGGAGAUAUUGUGUAUUUUCUAGAUCUUUUGAAAAAAAGGAAAUCAUGUAAAUGUUAAUGCAAACAUUUAUUAUACUAGAAAUAUAUUUCAUAAUUGUUGAUUGCCAUAUAUAAAAAAAAAGACACUAAAUUAUGGCUUCUGAAUGACAUUUGAAAUUGACAUUGCUCUGUAAAUGUAACAAUAUGUUUAAAUGUUUUCCCUGUUGUUAGUUAUUUUAAUCAAUAUAAUUUUAUAGUGCUUUGUGUUCUGAUUGAAGUGGUAUCAAUUUCUAAGGGAAAUCGAUUUAACAUGAUGGUUAAUUCAAUUUGCUUACUGUAUUGUUUUAAAAAAAAUUCAAUUUUAAGAUAAACUAUGGUAGUUCACUUAAUAGUAUAAAUAAAUUUGACAUGUAAGUUGAUUUCCAUUAUGGCUGAUGUUGAACUUUUUAAGUUGAAAAAAAAUUUUUGAAACAGUAUAUGGAAGGUAUAUUUUAAUAGCAAUAGUAAUAUUAUUUAUUAUAAGUACUGGGUUCUGCUAAAGUUGUUGGUGAUAAAUGUAAUUAUUAAGUCAAGCAACUUUUAGUAUAUGAAUUGGAAAAAUAAGUGUUUAAAAAGGCUUAAAUAAAUGUAGUUAUCUUUAUUUGCAAAAUGUGUUUUGUAAAACUUGUGUAAAUUAAAGCAAACUGCAUGUAUAUUGGAACUAAAUUCACUUCUGUUUGUGUGUUGAGAGUAAGACAGAAGUAAAAUUUGAAUAUAAACAAGUAUAUUUAAAAGUUUGCUAAAUUCUGUUCAUCUGGAUCUGUCUUAUAUGUUUUAUUAGCUUUUGAAUAAUAUUUUUAUUUCUAACAUGACAAAAGAUGAAAUUAAAAUUAUAUAUAUACAUAUUUACUUAGAAAACCAAGUAAUUAUUUGUAUUCAUUUCAGUUUAGGUGUUCUGAAUACAUACAUCUUUAUGUUAUUGAAUGUUUACAACAUUUAUUGAUAAGUCAAAAUAUUUAAACAAACCUUAAACAAAAAAAGAAACAUGUCCAAUUAGUCUUGAUUAAUAUUCAUUUGCUUUAUAAUCUAUUUUAUGUCAGCAACUGCUCCUGUCAAAACCAGCUCCAGAGUGGUACAGUGUAUGAAUUUAUUAAUGUUUGUAUGCUAGACAUUAUCUACAGGGAAGUUAUUUCAUAGUUACAUUCUGUACAUGGUUUCUGAAUGUUUUAGGCUUAUGUAACUUUGGAAUAUUUUCGUAAGAAUUCUCCCUGAAGAAUAAAUGGUUAGCAGUACUAGUAAUUUUCAAAUAUAUAUUAUGUGGCUACUUGAAUAUAUAUAUAUAUAUACACACACACUUUUGUGUGCUCACAAGCUAUUAAGAUGCAGAGCAAAGCAUUCCUCAUAGCUGUAUGUAAAUGUAGUUUUGUAUUUUAGUCACUGGAAAUGUAUUUAUGUAAAAUGUGAUUAAUAAAGAAAUAAACUACUGGA